AUGAUAAAAUAAAUGUGCGAUCAUUAGUGUUGGAAUAGAAUAUAAUGCAUACGUAUGGUUGAACUCGAUUCAAUGGAAUGGAGCCAAUGGCCAUCGCGAUUUCAGUGAUUUCCAUUUCUAAAGCUCUGAAUGAUGCUUUAUACACUCUUCUAUCGAUGUUGUCAUUAUAAAUAAUUAUUUAUUACUUUUAUCCAAAUAAAGGUCGAGAAACGUUAUUGUAAAUUGUAAUUUUCAUGGUCCGAUAAUCAAUAAGUACAUAAACAUAACCAACAAUAGUAAAUGAUACUUCUAUUUGACAGUAUCAAAACUAAUCUGUUAUAAUUAACGAAGAAAAUCAAUAAAUGUUAUUAAUAAUCGUGAGAGAAAAAAAUUGGUAUAUAAACAUUAUAAUUAAAAACUUUUAAACAUACGUAUAUACUGUAGCAAAAUUUCUGUUUGUUACUGUCCUAAAAUGAAAUACUCCACAUCACCACCAGUAAGUAGAUGUAAUUCACCUGGUCCAAGCGAAAUGGGCUCAAAUUUGCCAAUGCCAGUAACUUACAGGCAAGAUUGUAUGGGAGCUGCAACAAAAUGUUACAAGUACUUGAGGAAAUUAUUAAAAUUUGAACAAAUGGAUUUUGAGUUUGCUUUGUGGCAAAUGAUUUUUUUGUUUGUAUCACCGCAGAAAGUAUAUAGAAAUUUUCAAAGUAGAAAACAAACAAAGUCACAAUUCGCAAGAGAUGAUCCUGCCUUUUUGGUACUACUAAUGUGUUGUCUGUGUAUAUCUUCUAUUGGUUUUACGAUAGUUUUGGGAUUAGGAUUUCUUCAAUUUAUAAAGCUACUAUUUUAUAUGAUAUUCGUCGAUUAUCUUUUAGCUGGUUUAAUAGUAGCUACAACAUUUUGGUUUAUAACAAAUCGUUAUUUGAGAAUCGAUAAAGCUCAGGAUGUAGAAUGGGGUUAUGCAUUUGAUGUUCAUUUAAAUGCAUUUUUUCCACCUUUAGUAAUACUUCACAUUGUACAACUAUUUUUAUACAAUGGACUUAUAAAUUACGACACAUUUUCAUCACGAUUUUUUGGGAACACAAUUUGGUUAAUAGCCGUUGGUUACUAUAUUUACAUUACCUUUUUGGGAUAUACUAGCAUUGAAAUACUUCAUAAUCCACAUGUGAUAUUGUCUGCAUUACCAAUAACAUUAUUGAUAUACAUUAUGACAUUAUGUGCAGGUAUUAAUAUUAGUCAUUUAGUUAUGGAAUUCUAUCAUUAUCGAGUUGUCUAAAUAAAGUUUGUUAUUUUAU
This is a messenger RNA of Nomia melanderi (Alkali bee), 1274 nucleotides long. It is a transcript of the gene Unc50, whose product is annotated as Unc50 RNA binding protein. Gene Ontology annotation, cellular component: Golgi membrane. NCBI's taxonomy places the organism in Eukaryota, Metazoa, Arthropoda, Insecta, Hymenoptera, Halictidae. The record is from RefSeq and is a predicted model, not a curated record.